Messenger RNA from Paramuricea clavata, 1274 nucleotides. The record is from the annotation of a GenBank genome assembly. Lineage: Eukaryota; Metazoa; Cnidaria; Anthozoa; Malacalcyonacea; Plexauridae.
AUGGAAGAAUUUAUGUGUGUGCAAUUGAAAUCUUUGGAACUUGAAGAAGAAUAUUAUGAAAAUAAUACGUUAUACCAUGAAUUUUGGGUUGGUGAUAAAAGUUUUAUUAAAUCCGAUAGUGAUAACGAUUCUAUAAAAGCUGAGUAUGGCAAUAGUGAUAGUGAAGACACGAUGAAUGUAGAACCACCGUGUCGGUACCACCCCAAAUACGUGGAGUUUGUAGUGUUUAAUAUGGAAAUGGAAAAUCAAUAUAAAUGAAUGCGGGAAGGUUUAGCAUUUGCGAUGUUUAAGGAAAAAGUUGAGACGUAAAUGGGAAUCAUUAUCUGACAUUAGCAAGAGUUUUGAGCAUGACUUGUCAUGACUAAUGUACACGGGUGAAAAGUUGGGGUCUGGCAAUGAUGUGAUGUUAGAUGAUUUCAUAUGUUUUCUAUAUGUUAUCAGUCAAACACAACAAUAUGAUGAUGAAAUACUGUCUACUUAUCGAACAGAAUUAGCAGAAAUGAAUAAGAUAAAAUAAUGUACACGAGGGAAAAUUUUUAUUUAAAUUUUUCUGGACAUUUUAUUUUAAGUUCAUUGAUUAAAUGUUUCAUAGUGUUUUUGUACUCUACAGUGUUUAACAUUUUUUUAACAUUUAUACGAUUUUGUUCGGCUGUUACAUGAUUAUUUGUACCGUCAAAAUACAUUUGUCCUUCGUCGGUGUCAUCGUCGGAAGACGAUUCGGAACUAUACUCUUUUUCAUCGUCUUCUCUUUUUCUUUUGCUCGUUUUUUUUUUAGAAGUCAAACUUUCUUACUAGCACACAUUGAUUACAACAGCGGGAUUCCCUAUCACGCAUUUCCCGAAAACAAUAGAAUGUCUUGUUCGACCGUAAGUCUUGCUCGUUUUUGAUAUCCUUAAGAUUUGUUAUGGGUGAGAUUUUACUGUUUACUUCUGUUAGUCCUUCGUUGAUUUUUUUCAAUUUUUUAAAAUUUUUUUCAAAGCUGUCGUCGUUGUUGUUUUUUCGUAAUCGUUUAGGUUUUUGUUUAGGUUUAUUUCGUUUUUGUUUUCCUUCCCUUCUUAUAUGUACAGCGUUAAUUAGCGUGGUUUCUGAUACUGCCGAUGUUUCUCCACAAUUGUGUGUAUCAGUAGGUUGGUUUAGUUGAUAAUGCAAUAUUUUCAGACUUGUGUCGUACAAUUGUCUUGUUUAAGACAAUUGAGACAUUUUGCCACACAGCGACAUUCUCUUGGACCCACACAGUAAUCACAGUUCGACAUUUUGUGAAGAAAUAUAAAUGA